Molecule: messenger RNA, 2815 nt
Organism: Aegilops tauschii subsp. strangulata
Lineage: Eukaryota; Viridiplantae; Streptophyta; Magnoliopsida; Poales; Poaceae
Source: RefSeq, a predicted model, not a curated record
AUGGUCGGACUGCCACCCAAGGAGGAGAAGGACGACUGCGGCGGGUCGAACAACUCCAGCGACGAACAGAUCCGGCUCGUUCCCUACUACGUCUUCAACUGGUACUUCCACGACAAGGAUGGCAAGGGCGCUGGGAAGGGCAAGGAUAGCCGCCGCACUGCACCGCGCCGCCCCGCCCCCUCCGCCGGCGUCGUGUCGCGUCCACCGCAGUUGUUUCCUCCACCCUAUGCCCCUAUUCAGUUCGUCGGCGACGCCGCGUCUCCGCCAGAUAUAGCCCACCUCCCCAUCUGGGAUUACAUAGCGAUGUUGAGUGAGGACGACCAGAAUGCAGUCGACCGUGGAGAGGAUUGGGUCGAAUCUGCGGCAGAUAAUUCAUGGAUUAAACCUGGGUCGACACCAAGUAAAGCAAGUGGUUCAUGGAGCCACAACAUGCCUGCUGCCAAUUCUGGUUCCGAUUCAGCUGCUGCUUCUCGUGUACCUUCUGCAGUUGGUGUAGAAGAAGAUGCAGAACCUGACGAGGCAGUGCCUACAAAUGAUGAUGAAGACGAGAUGAUGUUUCCUGAACUGGUCGAUGUAGCCAGUCAGCAAGCAGUGGAUGACAAAUAUAUGGAGGAGCCCAUCAGCCAAGCCAGGUUUGAUGACAUUGACGAUGAAGAGAAGGUGGAGAACAUGGACAGCUUAAUCGAGGAUGAAUACGAUGGUGAUGACAUGCCAACAAUUGAGUGGAACAGGGAAAAACCUGAGCUUAGUGGGUUUCUAGAUGGUUGCAGGCCCUAUUUGGCUGUAGAUGCUGCACAUUUGACUGGAAGAUGGAGAGGACAGCUAGUAGCAGCUUCUGCAAUCGAUGGACACAACUGGCUAUUCCCAGUUGCAUUUGGUGUGGUGGAGGCAGAGUCUGAGGAAAGUUGGGUCUGGUUUCUGCAGCAGUUGCGCAACAUUAUAGGCACACCCCCAGGUUUAGCUAUACACACAGAUGCUUGCAAGGGUUUAGAGAGUGCAGUGGAAAUUGUAUUCCCUGGAGUGGAGCAUAGGGAAUGUAUGCGACAUCUAGCGCAUAAUUUCAAAAAGAAGUUCAAAGGUAAAGUUUAUGAUGAGAACUUAUGGCCAGCAUCAUACACAUGCAGCAAAAGGAAGCAUGAACACCAUUUGAGAGUGUUGUAUGCUCAAAAUCCUCUUGUGAAGGAGUACAUGGAUGCACAUCAUGGUAAGGUGUGGUCAAGAAGCAAAUUCAACGAAAUCUGCAAAGUAGAUUAUGUAACCAGUAACCUUGUCGAAUGCUUCAAUUCAAAGUUCAAGUCAGUGAAAGGGCUCUUGUUGUGGCAAGCAUUUGACAAGAUGAGGCAAAUGAUCAUGAUAAAGAUGGCUCUUCGCAAAAGAAUUGCAGAAACACAAUAUGUUGGUCAUCAAAUGCUCCCAUCACUGAUUAAGGCAUUGCACUUGAAGGCAAGAGGACUGAAGAUGAAAUGUAUUCGAUCUGGUACAUAUGAGGGAGAGGUUACCUAUACUGACACUAAAAAUAGGGUAUGGAGGUAUCCUGUGAACCUAAGUACUAGAGAAUGUACUUGUAGGCAAUGGCAGAUCCGUGGGAAGCCAUGCAUACAUGCCCUACAUUUGAUGACCGUUAUCGGGGGUGCAGAUGGUGAAGUUGAUCAAGAUUGCUCUGAGUAUUUCUCUGUUGCCAAAUUUAUGGCUGCUUAUGCUGACAAUGUGCCUGCACUAUUGGGGAAAGAUCAAUGGAACAUAGUAGAUCUAGGGUUCAAACUCCACGCUCCUGUCAUUACUAGACCACCAGGAAGACCAAGGAACCAGAGGAUUAGAGCAGGUGAGGAGGGUCGUCUACCAAAGAAGCGUGCUUGCAAAAAAUGUGGAGUUCUGGGGCAUAUUGCUAGGCUUUGUACCAAUGCAGUGGAUGCAUCAUUUGGAGAGGAGGAAAGAUGGACAGCAGCCAAUGCUGAGGAGAAUGCAGCAGCAAUGGAGACUGAAGAUGCAGCGGAGAAUGCAGCAGCAAAUGAAGCAUCUUGCUCUAGGGAGAAAAGGCCAAGAGAUGAAGAAGCAGAAGAUUUUGAAACCAUGGCCUUUGAUGGUUUUGAAGCUAUAAGAGAGGAAGAGGAGGGGGUAAUUUUUCCAACUGUGCCUUUAAAGAUUAUUGAACCCAUAGAUGACCGUCAAAUGGUCGUCAAGUGCUCGGCGAGUGGAACUACUCCAUCAACACCUCCACGGGGAAAACCCCAAGUAAAGCCCAAGAUCAAAAGGAACAAGAGUCUGAAAGAAAAGAGCAUCUCAACUAGGGAAACCAGGAGCAAGACGGUGAAGCCAACUGCAAACACAAGGAGCAAGUCGAAAAUUUGAAUUAAGUUGUUGGGAAAUGUUUGUGUUGUCAAUUUGAGGGCGAGUCGAUCGCUUAAAACUUGGUAGAUUUGUAUUAAGAUGUUGGCAUCUUAAAACUUGGUAUAUUUGAGCUACUGUGAAAACUUAUCAGUUGUAAUAAUGUUGCUUCUACUUUGGUUUCUUAUUUGUGUCAGAAUUCAAAUUUCCAUCAAAAUCUGAAUUUAAAUCAAUAUUUUAAUUUGGGCCAAAAUUUGGAUUCAAGCCAAAGUUGAAGUUGAACAUUGGAGGUUCAUUGCUCUGUGCGGUGUAUUUGAUCGAGCAUUUGAAGUCCAAUAUUCGUAGGUGAAUAGUCCGAAUGAGAAAUGUGCUAGAAACAAGCUCGAAAGCUAGGGUAAACAGCCCUAUUUGAAAUCAAGUUUUUUUACCUUGCCUAAAUGAGGCAUAUAUAUUUUUAUUAACACUUGUUCCAUAUAUAUAUGGUAAAAAC